AUGACUUCGGCCGAGCGUCUUCGGAAGGACCCCGACACCGAGGCGCGCGAGGUCAACAGGCAAGUCGCCGUUUUGAAGGCUAAGGAAACUGAACUCCGCCAGCUAGACAAGGACGUUCUCGACCUCACGGAAGAUGAAGCUAUUGAAGCCGAAGUCGAGGGUGCAACCGACUACCACGAUAAGAUUCUGUACGCGAUAGCUGACGCGCAGUUCUUCUUGUCUCAGCGAGAACAGUCGACUCAUCUCAGCGAGCCGUCUAGGAGUCGACCCAAUGGCGACCGGGUAGCAGCCACCCAGAGCAACAUCGAAUCUGUUGGGGCGCCGCCAGGGCCCGUCAGUACGCCACGCUACCGGUCGGUCGCGCUUCCGACGCUUCAGGUCCCGACGUAUGCCGGAGAUUUACGUCAGUGGCUAGAAUUCUGGGACCAUUACAGUGCCACGAUUCACGAGAACACCGAGUUGCCGCCCAUCGAGAAAUUUAAGUAUUUGCUGACGUACCUGACGGGAGCGGCCAAGCGAGCUAUCGAAGGCAUCAGGCUGGCUGAUAACAACUAUGAAAUUGCUGUGACAACACUAAAAGAGCGCUUCGGUCGACAGGAAUUACUAGUCAACGAGCACAUCGACCAGCUUCUUGCAUUGUCGCCCGUGAGGAGUUCCAAGGAAGUGGAGAAGCUUCGUGUGCUGCAUGACACCGUGCGUUUCCGCGUAAGUGCGCUCGAAGGUCUUGGUGUACCACCUGAGCAGUACACUGUGGUGCUGCAUCGGGUGCUAAUGAGGUGCUUGCCAGAAGACUUGGCGAUAAUGUACCGACAGAAGAAGAAGGAGGAGAGCACGCGCGGUACUAAUGCAUCAACAGAGCCCACACCCCCUGAAGCGAGAACGCACAAGGCGACCGACAUUUUAGCGUUUCUUAAAAUCCAGGUUGAAGUGCGUGAGGAAGGGAAGCAAGAAGCGGCGUCAUCGUAUACGCACAACUCGAUCACGUUCGGGCCGCAGAAACAAAGAUCACCGCAGAUGUCCAAGCUCUUCGUGGAGGACACAACGCCAUUUCGCUGCGGUGAAGCGCGGGCGGGAAAACCUGAAGGUGGAGCACACCACCAGUGCCGUGCCAGGAUGGAAACGGCGGAGAUGGAGACUCGCAAAUCAUUUUUAUGCCACAUCGGAGCGCGCUACCACCCGGACCAGGCUUCAACGCAGGUUCAUAUUGGAGACGCGGGAAUAGUGAACGAAGACAACACUGCUCCGAUGUUCUGGAAACUCGGGCGAGUGACGUCGCUGCCUCCCGGACGAGACGGGGUAGCUAGAGCCUGCUCCGUACGUUUGGCUAUACGGGCCACGUGGUGA
Rhipicephalus sanguineus (brown dog tick) is the source of this 1344-nucleotide messenger RNA. RefSeq lists its product as uncharacterized. The transcript is spliced from 3 exons. NCBI's taxonomy places the organism in Eukaryota, Metazoa, Arthropoda, Arachnida, Ixodida, Ixodidae. The coding region runs from base 1 to 1344 and encodes 447 amino acids. The record is from RefSeq and is a predicted model, not a curated record.